Penicillium soppii is the source of this 903-nucleotide messenger RNA. RefSeq lists its product as uncharacterized. Bases 1 to 903 code for a protein of 300 amino acids. The record is from RefSeq and is a predicted model, not a curated record. The transcript has 4 exons. NCBI's taxonomy places the organism in Eukaryota, Fungi, Ascomycota, Eurotiomycetes, Eurotiales, Aspergillaceae. Gene Ontology annotation, molecular function: protein binding. Gene Ontology annotation, biological process: protein folding in endoplasmic reticulum. Gene Ontology annotation, cellular component: EMC complex.
AUGGCUGGCACUGUCUCCGAUGUCCGCCAGAUCAGCGGCUCGGACCUAAUCUCAGCUCUUCACCUUGCCCAACAAGCACCUGCAAUUAUUGGACAUGAAUCUGGUGCCGGGGCAUCUUCAUCCAAGGACACCGCAGAUUACUAUGCGAGGAUAGAACAACUCAUGCUGGCUUGUCUCCGAACUGGAGAUGACCAGUCAGCACAGACGUGUUUGAAUCGGCUCAGUCUUCGAUUUGGACCCUCCAAUGAAAGGAUCAUGGGACUUCGAGGCCUGUACGAGGAGGCAACUGCCAAGGAUCAGUCGGCACUAGAGAAAUGCCUACAAGAAUACGAGAAUAUUCUGUCCCAGAGUCCGGUGAAUGUGCCUAUCCUGAAGCGCCGAGUAGCGUUGCUGCGCUCACUGAACCGACCGACCGAUGCGAUCUCUGCUCUGAUUCAACUCCUUGAUGCGAUACCUACGGACGCCGAAGCCUGGUGUGAGCUAGCGGAUCUGUACCAGUCACAGGGGUUGGGUUCCCAAGCCAUUUUUAGCCUUGAAGAGGCUCUGCUUAUUGCGCCCAACUCUUGGAAUAUCCAUUCACGCCUAGGUGAGCUGUUAUACAUCUUUGCCACGGAUGGAGAUGCAAAACUCCUUGGAAGGUCAAUUCAACAUUUCAGUCGAAGUAUUGAACUUUGUGAUGAUUACCUACGAGGUUUUUAUGGGUUAACUCUGGCCUCAACUCGAAUGCUUGACAGGGGUUAUACAUUACCAGGGCAACCCAACAAAACCCUAGAACGGUUAAGGAAAUUUGCGCUUCACAAGUUGGGCGAGAUUGUAAAGUCACGAUCCGUUGAUGACCAACAUUGGGCAUCAAGUCGAAGUGAACUGAUUGCAGCUAAGGAGUUGUUGAAUCGAUUUGAAUAA